This is a messenger RNA of Adineta ricciae, 633 nucleotides long. The record is from the annotation of a GenBank genome assembly. NCBI's taxonomy places the organism in Eukaryota, Metazoa, Rotifera, Eurotatoria, Adinetida, Adinetidae.
AUGAUGCAAUCAUUACAGAUAAUUUACACUGUAUUGUCAAUACUUUUAUAUAUUAACUUGAUUAAUAGUGCAGCGAUCGGUAAUGUGUUAGGAAGUGCGGUUGGAGGUCUAAGUGGUGGAGUAGUUGGAGCAGCAAGUGGCGCAGUGGUUGGCACUGUCGUUGGAGGAGUUGCUGGAUCAGCUUUGGGUGACCCUCUAACUGGUGCUACCGGGGGACUUUCGGGUGGACUCGCCGGUGGAUUUUCGGGAGGGACGUUUGGUGGUGCUACAGGAUCACAAAUCGGUAUUGUUACUGGAGAUCUUACCGGCACUAUCCUUGGUCAACCGACGGGAACGGUUCUUGGUACGGUCGUUGGUGGGGCGACGGGAGGUGUUCUUGGUGCUGGAGUAGGAUCGUUAACAGGCACUCUAACCGGUGCCCAAGUUUCUGCUUCUGCAGGUGUACCCGGCCUUGUGGCAGGAACAACCGGAGGAUUAGUUGGAGGACUAGGAGGAGGAGCUGUUGGUGGUUUGGUAGGUGGUGCCGGAGGAAGUCUGACAGGUCAAAUUACCAAUGAUCUUACUGGUGGACUUGUGCGACGUCGCCGGCAAUAUUUCAUUCAAGAAGCGAAUCAUCUCAAUAAUCUUUCUUGA